CACACCAGCUCCGCGCCACCAGCCAUUGCUGGGGGCGGUAUAAAGGGCGGGGAGCAGAGGACGGCCCACGGCGCUCAGCAUGGGGUGGCUCCGCUCCCUCGUCUCCCCGCUCAGGAAGCUCUGGUGCAACAUGAACACCGUGCCCCGGAAGAAGAGAGGGAUCUACAUCCUGUACGACGACGUCAAGUCGUGCCAGUGCGAGGACGUGCAGGUGCUCUGGUCCAUCCUCGUCGAGUCCCACGGCCUGCCGCCGCCGACACCGCCGGUGCUCAGGCUCACGCGGUGACCGGAACGCGUCGGACGGCGGCUGGCUGGCAUCGGCGCGGCGCCCCCCGGAAUAAGGAACGGCCGGCACGGUGUCGCCCUGGCUGGCUCCAUGGGAGGUGAACCAGUAACAGUAUAGUAGUAGUAGCAUAUGAUUUCUGAUGUAAAGAGUACCUAGGAGGAGUUGUUUACAGUUCAUGUGGCCUUCGUCCAGCGCCUCUUUUGGAGCCGCUGCUGGGACGGGAGAGCGAGGCUGCUGCGAUUGCGGCUUGUUGACGAGUGUGGUGAUGGGCUUCUUCGAGCGCACCCCUCUUUUGAGUUUUUGAUUGAUUGACGCGUCGUUUUCUGUCGAGACUGCACCUGGAUGCAGGUCUUUAAUUCAUCCCCAAUUCCCCACUACUCGGGACAAAAAAGAAAGGAAUAUUCAGCAAUUAUUCUGAACUCUCA
Messenger RNA from Triticum dicoccoides, 711 nucleotides. RefSeq lists its product as uncharacterized. Lineage: Eukaryota; Viridiplantae; Streptophyta; Magnoliopsida; Poales; Poaceae. The transcript has 2 exons. The record is from RefSeq and is a predicted model, not a curated record. Bases 80 to 286 code for a protein of 68 amino acids.